CCGCAUCGAAGCCAGAGGACGUGCUUGCUCAGAACAAUGUUAUAAGCGCAGACGACUUCAAUUGGGAACAAUCUUUUUUUCACAUCAUAGCUGCCUCUCUCCUUGCACAAUGGCUACCACAGCCGCCGCUGCGGCCACAAAGGCACCAAAGACGAUCCAAUUGCUUGACCCGACGACGCUUGCGACUUCACGAGCAGUGCGAUACCCGCCCUCAAAUGGCAAACCGAUUCAAGGAAAAGUCCGAUUUCCCAAUUCCAAGGCCGCCAAACAUUACCGCGAGCAGGAAUCUAUAAGAUUGAGGAAGGCGCUGCAACAUGUUACGCAUGGGAAGAAUAUAUUUGCCUAUAACAACCUACGGACGAACCAGGUCAUCUAUUCGCUUUCGCGGACACUAGAGCGCCAAAAUGUAUUGUCUCAACUGAUAUACCACGGCAAAAAGACCGUUCCCGCAACUCUCCGCAAAGACAUGUGGAUACCCUACUUCUCCCUCCAUUUCCCUUCCUCAUCCCUCGGCCUAUCAGCUUAUAAGAUGCUUCGAGAAUUCGCCGUUCAGCGCCAACUUGCUCCUGAGGAGGAGUCCAUCACCAACACCGAAGAGACACUCUCUCGCAAGCGGCCGCGGGAUCCGCUUGAAGCGAAGAAAUGGGAUGAAAUCUGGAAACCGAGAAUAGGGCAGAUAAUGAUGAAGAAGGACCGUGCGCGGGUGCUUAUGGACCAAAAAGCCACGAGUGUCGCUGAUGUAGCCACAGUGCUGGCCAUGCAGGAACAAAAGAUAAAGGAAUUGGAAGAAGAAGGAAAGGUAUACGAGAAGAUGUCCGACAAAGAGAAAAAGAAGAGUCUCAGCCACAAGGCCAGAAAGAGAUUAUUUCACGCCCGGGUAAGAGAGAAGGCCGUCGAAGAGAAAGUGCGAGAGCGUAUUGCCACGUUAGAACGAGCAUUAUCGAAGAAGGGUAUCCAGGCUAAGAUCGAUGAGGGCGACGAAUUAGUAGAUCAUAAGGUCGCCGAUGGAGAGGUCAAGAUUCUAUGGACAGACCUUCAGGACGCGCAAUUUGCGGAGAAUUGGCCUGAAUCGGUGCGCCACGGUGAGUUGGAGCCAGUAAGGGAGCACAUCAUGGGAUCCAAGUUGAAAGCCGGGGAUGUUGAAGCUGUAGCGGAGAUUCAAUCCACCGCCGCCGAAUCCGGCGCAACGGCUGAAAGCCAGCCUACUGAGCAGGGCAAGACAGAAGAGCCGGCCAAGAAGGGCCUCAGCCGCCUAAAGUUCUGGAGCUGA
This is a messenger RNA of Coccidioides posadasii C735 delta SOWgp, 1270 nucleotides long. RefSeq names its product mitochondrial 54S ribosomal protein mL67. Gene Ontology annotation, molecular function: DNA strand exchange activity; single-stranded DNA binding; structural constituent of ribosome. Gene Ontology annotation, biological process: DNA recombination. Lineage: Eukaryota; Fungi; Ascomycota; Eurotiomycetes; Onygenales; Onygenaceae. Gene Ontology annotation, cellular component: mitochondrion. The record is from RefSeq and is a predicted model, not a curated record.